CCUGCUUCUUCCCUGUAGCCAUUUUCUCCCUUAUUCCUUUCUCUGUGUGAGAGCCUGCUCCUUUAGUUCCUGGCUGGGAGGCUGUUGCAGUGUCUGACUGGACAGCAAUCACUCAGAAUGGACUACACACCUGCCUGCCUGUCUCUGUUGCUGCUGUCAAGUCUGUUCGCUCCCUGGCAAGGGGCUGAAGCUCAGUCACGUUUCACCAUAGACAGUGUCACACUCAGUGUGGAUCCCAGUGGCGAGAUAAGCACCGGGACCUUUGUGGACAUGAACUGUCAGGUCAUCGUCAGCCAUGACUCCUCUGUCCCCUUGACACACAGCUUCAACCUCCUGCACAACGAUGUCGUGGUCUUCUCCAAAAACACCACAGAUGAUGCUUUCUUUUACCAGCUCAUGCCGGCCAGGGCUGCCAAUUCGGGCACCUACAUGUGUCGGGUCACAGUUCAGAAUAAGAGCAAAGGAAGCAACUCCAAGAAACUUGUCGUCACAGGUUUACAGACGCCUGUGCUGCUGGUGAACCCUGAGAUGCCAUUUGAGGGGGAGGAGGUGAUGGCAACAUGCCACGCCCUAGAAGAGUCUGGCUCCUUUUACUUUUACUUCUACCAGGACUUUGAGCAGAUCAAGCAGGUGCGGGCAUCGGGGAACAUGGUAGAAACCAAGCUGGAGAUGAAGCAUGCUGGGGACAAACACCUGCACUGCGACUAUGAAAUUGUCAUGAUAGGAAACACUCAGAGGUCCAACAACAGUAAUACGGUCAAAGUCACGGUCAAAGAGCUUUUCAUCACACCUGUCAUGAACAUUCUUCCUGGUGAGAACGUGAUCGAGGGUGACGUUGUGGAUUUUGUCUGUAAAGUGGUGAGUCCCCCAUUUCCUGUGUCGGUCUUCCUGACCAAGGACAAGAAGAUGCUGAAGGAGGCCUCGACUAAUCUUACUCAUCGGCUUAGAGUGCUGGCUGAAGACUCUGGGGAGUACGUAUGCAAAGCAGAAAGAGGCAACUUGCUAAGAGAGGCCUAUAAGAGCAUCAGAGUCAAAGACUUGUUUUCCAAGCCACUCCUAAAGAUGAAGCCCAGAGAGGUGUUUGAGGGAGAGGUUUUCACGCUGAACUGCUCCAGCAAAGACUAUUCCUCUGAGAGAAUCAACAGUGGGGAUGUGAAGUACUCCUUGUACUGGAACCAGGUCCUCCUGACUUCAGGAGGGUACUACAAUGCUACAGCACACCUUUCUCUGAAUGGAAACUACUCCUGCCAGGCCUACGCCCUAGACAGAGGCCAAAACCAGGUCUUUAAAUCCAGCAACCAAAUUGUCCUCAAGGCAAAAGUACCUGUGUCAGUGCCUCGUGUGAGCGUGGUCGGGGACAGAUUGAUCCUAGGCAAGCCCUUCCAGCUCCAGUGUCGGAGUGAAAACGGCAGUCUGCCCAUCACCUACAGUCUGCUGAGCCACCACCGCCAGGUCAAGUCCAGGGUGGUCAACAGCCCCCGGGAUCUUGCCAUCUUCAACUUAACCUCCAUCCACAGUAUUACUGACCUCCAGAGCUUCUCCUGUAAGGCCCAGAACCAUCCCAGUCAGCCCCCCAGAGAGAGCUCGGGAGAGUACCUCAGAAGAAUUGCAAACAUCAUAGUGCCGGUCUCCAAGCCGGAACUAAGCAUGAUGCCGACCAAAGUGGCCGAGGGGCAGGACUUGACCCUGACCUGCACUGUUCAGCGAGGCACACCCCCCAUCACUUACACCUGGUACCACAGUGCCCUGCCCAUGCACUCCAUCACCAUUAACGUCAUGCAGGGAUCAUACAUCAUCAGAAGUGUUGGUCAGGAGCAUGGCGGCGAAUACUACUGCAUCACAAGCAACCCAUCCAAUGACACCGAGAGGAGCGGCUCUCUUAUCGUUGAAGUGAAGUUGGCCCCCUGGAAAAUUUUCCUGAUAGCAGUGUUCUGCAUCUUGCUGACAGUGGCUAUCAUUGUAUUCAUCUUCGUUAAGAAAGGCCUUCUUCCUUUCCGAAGAAAGCGAACAGGGGACCUGUCAGUGAAGCCAGCGAGCACUAAAACAGACGAAACUCUGAGACUGACGCAUGGAACAGGCAUUGAGGCUGCCAACGCCACUCCUGGGGUCAUGGGAAGGAAUGUCUGGAGUGAUAAUGUCUCUGGCUCUGAGUCUGAUGACCAAAGGAGCGAGGGAAUCCCUGAGGUCCCUGACAUAGAGUAUACAGAGGUCCAGCCCCAGGAGGCGGAUCCCGGCAGAGCUCCCGUAAAGAAAGGCACGGAGACAGUGUACAGCGAAGUGCGGAACUCGAUGCAAGGUGUCUUAAAGCCCGAACAAGCUGACAGUCAAGGCUCAGUUGAAUACGCCCAGCUAAACAACCAUGACCAUGAGUCGGAAGAGCAAGAGCAUGAACCAAGCCAGGACCAACAAUGAUAUUUAUUCUCUAAAUUAUUUAGCCCAAAACAGAAGUUGUUUUCACAUGAAGCUUGUUUGGCCUGCAACAAAUUCUUUCUCUAUUUUUACACCUCUUUUUACCCAGCAUGUAACAGUCUUCAGACAAAAUGUAUGCUUUGGUAAUUUUUAAAUAAAACAACAUCGCGUAGUGGGA
Molecule: messenger RNA, 2587 nt
Organism: Esox lucius (northern pike)
Lineage: Eukaryota; Metazoa; Chordata; Actinopteri; Esociformes; Esocidae
Gene: pecam1a
Product: platelet/endothelial cell adhesion molecule 1
Exons: 15
Coding region: 118-2412 (764 amino acids)
Biological process (GO): cell surface receptor signaling pathway
Molecular function (GO): transmembrane signaling receptor activity
Source: RefSeq, a predicted model, not a curated record